This is a messenger RNA of Cokeromyces recurvatus, 1469 nucleotides long. Its product is annotated as velvet factor-domain-containing protein. NCBI's taxonomy places the organism in Eukaryota, Fungi, Mucoromycota, Mucoromycetes, Mucorales, Mucoraceae. Bases 118 to 1311 code for a protein of 397 amino acids. The record is from RefSeq and is a predicted model, not a curated record. The transcript has 6 exons.
AUUUUUUUUUCUUUUUUUUCUUUUUGUCUUUGUUUCUCUUUCCUUUUUCCUUUUUUUUUUCUAUACGAGCCAUAUCUUUAAUUGGAAUACUAUUUUAAAUAGAAUAAUAAUAGCAAUAUGUUUAAAGCCAACCAUUAUAGAUACGUAUCUACAUGUUCUGAUGUUGCAUCUUCUUCAAGCUGCUAUACUUUAAUAGCUAGACAGCAACCCAUUCAUACUCGUAUCAGUACAAGUAAUGAACGAGAUCGUCGACCAAUAGAUCCUCCCCCUAUAAUUCAAAUAAAACAUAAUAAUUCCACCCCGCAACAAACCAAUGCUUUCUAUCAAAAUUCCUAUUUCUUUAUGUGUGCUAACUUGGCUCAUCCAAUAAAUGAUAAUGAAAUAUAUACACCAACACAUAAUGCUUUAUCUGGCCAAACUGUUUCCUCCAUGUAUAAACUUAAAGACAUCGAUAAUAAUGAUGGUGCCUUUUUUAUCUUUGGUGAUUUAUCUGUUAAAGUUGAAGGAAGUUUUAGAUUAAAGCUUUCGUUAUUUGAAAUUACAACUACAGGUUCAAUUUGUUUACAAUCGAUAUUUACAGAGCCGUUCAUCGUUUAUCCAACUAAAAAAUUUCCUGGUAUGUUGGAUUCCACCUUUCUUUCAAGAUCUUUCUCUCACCAGGGUGCACGUAUAAGAAUUCGAAAAGAAAAUAGAGCUCAAUUGUUAAAUAAUCCCUUAGCGAGUCAAACUUCUCGUAAAAGAAAACCUGAUGUUAAAAUUCUACCUAAUAGUGUGGUGUGUGCCCCUGUACCUCUUUCUAUGGAUAAUAAGUUUAAUUCAUGUCCCGUCACAAAUCAAAAUUUACCUAUUGCCUUAUCCACACUAUCUCACAACACCUUGACUAAUACUGCUACACCUAUCCAUAGUUCUAUCGUUCAUAGCCCAUCAACGCAAGCUACUUGUUCCAGCCUUGAAAGAAGGACUAGUAUCACAAGCAAUGGUACAGAAAGUUGCAGCAGUAACGAGGGCAGCCCCAUCAUGACGUAUUUCUCAUCUCCUCGUAUCUCCUUACCUCCACUUUCCCCACCUCAUCAUCAUAACUAUGAUAAGUUUUCUUCCCCAAUAAGCUAUUUAUCUUCAUUACCUACUACAUCAUCCUUUAUAUAUCCUACUACAACCACACCUGUCUUUAUGGACCAGCAAAUCAAGUUGCCUCCUAUUCGUAAUAUUUUUAAGAGACAAAAAAACGAUACAACAGAAAUUAAAGAUGCAGCAGACUCUCUGAUACAAUUAUCAUAUAAUAAUAGAUCUCUUCUUCAUUCCCCUUUCUAAAGGAGCCCAAUACAUUCAAUUAUUUCCCGCCUUUUUAGAUUAUAUACACAUGUAUAACUUGUAAUAUUGUACAACAGAUCCCUUCCCCCCCCCUCCUAUUUUUGCUUUUUCUUUUUUUUUAAUAGACAUACUUGACUAUAUUAAUCCAUAUUUUUUUU